Messenger RNA from Lichtheimia ornata, 204 nucleotides. RefSeq names its product cytochrome c oxidase copper chaperone. Gene Ontology annotation, biological process: mitochondrial respiratory chain complex IV assembly. Bases 1 to 204 code for a protein of 67 amino acids. Gene Ontology annotation, cellular component: mitochondrial intermembrane space. Lineage: Eukaryota; Fungi; Mucoromycota; Mucoromycetes; Mucorales; Lichtheimiaceae. The transcript has a single exon. Gene Ontology annotation, molecular function: copper ion binding; copper chaperone activity. The record is from RefSeq and is a predicted model, not a curated record.
AUGUCUCAACCUAUCAAAACUACAUCCACUCACUCUGGUGAAUUACCUAUCGGCGCUGACGGAAAGCCACUCAAACCAUGCUGCGCUUGUCCAGAAACUAAAAAGGUCCGCGAUCAGUGCAUCUUUGACAAUGGCGAGGAAAACUGUAAGGAGCUCAUUGACGCUCAUUUGAAGUGCAUGCGCGACUUGGGUUUCAAGAUCUAA